Sporisorium graminicola is the source of this 885-nucleotide messenger RNA. RefSeq lists its product as uncharacterized. Gene Ontology annotation, biological process: mRNA splicing, via spliceosome. Gene Ontology annotation, molecular function: U1 snRNA binding. Gene Ontology annotation, cellular component: U1 snRNP. NCBI's taxonomy places the organism in Eukaryota, Fungi, Basidiomycota, Ustilaginomycetes, Ustilaginales, Ustilaginaceae. The transcript has 3 exons. The coding region runs from base 1 to 885 and encodes 294 amino acids. The record is from RefSeq and is a predicted model, not a curated record.
AUGUCUAACUCGGCUGCACCGCCUCCUCCCUUCGGUGCGGUGAUGACGCCUCCUCCUUCGAUACCACCGCCAGGCAUGCACGCUGGGCCGCCGCCACCACAGUACGGGAUGCCAAUGGAUCAGAGCGAAUCGAACGAACCACCACCGCUGCCAUCCGACGCUGGUCAGACGCUCUACAUUCAGAAUCUCAACGAAAAAGUCAAGCUCGAGACCAUGAAGGCCACCUUGACCAAUCUUUUCUCGAACUACGGCACGGUGCUCUCAGUCACAUCCCACACGAAUCUGCGAAUGCGCGGGCAGGCGUUUGUGGCACUCGACAACGUGCAAGCAGCAGACAAAGCACGGAGGGAAGCGCAUCUGUUCCCACUCUACGGAAAGGCAAUGAAGAUCAGCUUUGCAAAGUCCAAAUCGGACGCAGUGGUGUUGCAAGAGCACAAAGAGCAGGGCGGGGAAGGAUCGGAAGAGUUCAAACAGCACAAGGAGCAGAGGCUGGAGCAUAAAAAGAUGGCCAGGCGAGGCAACGUGCUGCGCAGACGAGAGCUCGAAAACAAGAUCCGGGCCAAGAGGGCGGCUGCUGGAGAGAUUGCAGAGCCAGAAAAAGCCGCAGGCAGCAAGAGGGCCCAACAGGAGAUGCCCGACGAGUAUCUGCCACCCAACAAGAUGCUCUUCUUGCAAAACAUCCCGGAUGGCGUCGGCAAAGGCGAGCUGGAAAGCCUCUUUUCUGCGUACUCGGGCUACGUCGACGUGCAGACCAUCCCCGGCAAGGCCGACAUUGCCUUUGUCGAGUUUUCAGAUAUCCCUUCGAGCGCUACAGCUCGUGGUGCGCUCAACGGCUACAACUUUGGUGCCGGUGACAAGCUCAAAAUCACUUUCGCAAGAGCAUGA